CAUGCGCCUGAGUGAGCUUGUGUAUGAUGUCUCGGGGAAGAGUAUUAAAUGAGCGUCUGCUCUUGAUUUUAAUAGUAUGUGUUGUUUUUGUACAUUUAUGUGCGUGUCCUUACACCAAAGUUGAGGAAAGCUUUAACUUGCAAGCUAUCCAUGAUCUUUUAUACCACCGAUCUGCUUUCGAAAAGUAUGAUCAUUAUGAGUUCCCCGGUGUUGUUCCACGCACAUUUCUUGGACCUUUGUUCAUAUCUGCACUGAGUGCACCAAUGACAUGUGUGCUCUCCUUCUUUCAAGCACCAAAAUUUUACACUCAGAUCCUUGUGCGGGGAGUUCUUGGAAUAUGUGUAAUCCUGGCUUUGAGGCAGAUGCAAAGUGAGGUCAAGAAGCAGUUUGGGUCUAUGGUGGCCAGUUUGUUCUGCUUUAUCUGCGCCUCACAGUUCCAUCUGAUGUUUUACAGCACCAGAACACUCCCUAAUGUGUUCGCUCUGCCUAUAGUUCUGCUGGCAUUCACAUCCUGGAUGGCUCAAAGGCAUGGCCCAUUCAUCUGGCUCUCCGCUUUGGUCAUUAUUGUUUUCCGCUUUGAACUCUGUCUCCUCCUCGGGCUGAUGUUGUUGAUGUCUCUUCUAAGCCGGAAACUCCAUUUUCUACCGCUACUUUACAAUGCCAUACCUGCUGGCAUUUUAUCUUUGGGUCUCACUGUCAUGGUUGAUACAAUUUUUUGGAAUAAGCUACUCUGGCCUGAGGGUCAGGUACUCUGGUACAACACCAUCUUGAAUAAAAGCUCCAACUGGGGAACCUCACCGUUUCUGUGGUACUUCUACUCCGCACUGCCUCGAGCUCUUGGAGGCACAAUACUGUUUAUCCCGCUUGGCCUAUUGGACAGACGGACAAGAACGCUGUUCAUUCCAGCUGUGGGCUUCAUUCUGCUGUAUUCUCUUCUACCUCACAAGGAGCUACGCUUCAUCAUCUACACCAUUCCUGUGUUUAACAUUAUUGCUGCUCGUGGCUGCACUUUCAUUUUGAACAGUUACCACAAGUCACGAUUAUAUAAAAUUGCCUCCAUAGUGGUGAUAGGACAUUUGCUGUUAAAUGGAGUAUACACAAGUAUUUCUCUGUAUGUUUCCCAUCACAACUAUCCUGGAGGAAAAGCAAUGCAGGAGCUUCAUAGAAUAAUGCCAGCAUCAGCAAAUGUGUCAUUACACAUUGAUGUACUUGCGGCACAAACAGGAGUCUCACGUUUUCUGGAAUUUAAUAGAAACUGGAGGUAUGACAAGAGGGAGGAUUUGACUCUUGAAGAUCCACUUAUAAAAACCUAUUCGCAUCUUUUACUUGAAGCAAAUGCAACCAAGAUAUUGUUGCUCAAAGACUCUCACAAACCUUUGGCCUUUAUUCCAGGAUACCAAAGCCUUACAUUUAAGUUGUCCCAGUUUCCACCUUUACGUAUAAAUCUAAUCAAGACGCUUGUGCUUCUAAGACUCACUCAUUAAAAAAAAAAUUAAUGAAUGUUUGGACUUUAUUAAAUUACAGUAAUGUUCCAUUGCCCAUAAUGUAGAAGACCAAAACAUGGACCAGUAAACAUUAUCCAAACUCUUGUUUCAAAUUUGUGUUACAAGAGGGAAUUUAUGAGUUUCUCUUGUUCCUGUUUGUUGUCAUAGUCACUCAAAAUUGUGCACAGUGUCAAGUACAAAUGGUUUGUCGCCUAUUUAUUGUGGCUUGUCUGUAAAGUUGUGCAAUGAUAUGGUCAUUUGCUUGCCAAAGGGCAUUAAACGUUAUUACUAUGGCUCACAGUGAUGCCAACAGCAAGAAUUCAUUGCAUUUUUUUUUACUUCUAUUUCACACAUAAAUCACAUUCACACUUUUAAGUGUGUCUACAUACCAUACUAAAACAUUUAUUUUACAAUUUUAAAACAAAACAUACUUAGCAGUAAGCAAACCAAGUAUGUCAACGAUAACUGUAUUUCCAUAAAUGUUUUAAUAAAUAGUCCCUCCCCCAUUUUGUCA
Messenger RNA from Paramisgurnus dabryanus, 1998 nucleotides. It is a transcript of the gene alg12, whose product is annotated as ALG12 alpha-1,6-mannosyltransferase. NCBI's taxonomy places the organism in Eukaryota, Metazoa, Chordata, Actinopteri, Cypriniformes, Cobitidae. Gene Ontology annotation, molecular function: alpha-1,6-mannosyltransferase activity. Gene Ontology annotation, biological process: protein N-linked glycosylation. Gene Ontology annotation, cellular component: endoplasmic reticulum membrane. The record is from RefSeq and is a predicted model, not a curated record.